CACCGCCCCUCCUGGCUUCUACCCUUCCGCGCCGGCCUCAAGAUGGCCGCCUUCUGGCGUCUCCGGCGCUGUUGAAUGGCGAAAGCUUUAUUGUUCCCUUCGGGCAGGAGUGUUCGUGUCCUCUAUGGCGCUGUCAAUAAAGAACGGCAGUUUGAAUCGGUGCUGAACAGACUGUCUUUACGCGUGGACUGUGUGAGGAGAAAGGAGGACGUUCCUGGGGCGAUGGAGCUCCCCAACUACAGCCACCAGCUGCUGCAGCAGCUCUACACGCUGUGCAAGGAGCAGCAGUUCUGUGACUGCACCAUUUCCAUCGGCACCAUCUACUUCAGGGCUCACAAGCUGGUCCUGGCUGCAGCCAGCCUCCUGUUCAAAACCCUGCUGGACAACACAGACACCAUCUCCAUCGAUGCCUCUGUGGUGAGCCCCGAGGAGUUUGCCCUCUUGUUAGAAAUGAUGUACACUGGCAAACUCCCCGUGGGCAAGCACAACUUCUCCAAAAUCAUCUCAUUAGCCGACAGCCUGCAGAUGUUCGAUGUGGCGGUCAGUUGUAAGAAUCUGCUGACCAACCUUGUCAGCUGCUCUGUCCAGGGUCAGGUGGUGAAGGACGGCUCUGCACCAUCCUCAGAGGAAUGUGGGAAGGAGUCAGAGAAGCCUCAUGUAGAGGUCCUUUCCUCCGAGGGUGCCGGAGAGCGCCCCCUUUCUUCCCUGGAGGUUCCUGCCACUCUGGAGGGCCCUGUAAAAGCUGAGACGCAGGAAGCCAUGUGUAUGAUUACCCAGGAGAUGAGCGUGGAUCCUCCCGUUACCCAGGAGGUUCAGGGGGACCUGGAAGCCCCAGUGGCGACUCCUCUCCCAGCUGCAGUUUGCUCCCCGUCCCCUGAUGGACAUGCCUUCAGAGAGGUGAAGGGAGCAGACUCAGCCCCAGAGCAUGGGAAGAAACACUGGCAGCUGAGUUUUCUCCUAGAAAAUGAAAAUGUCUUCUCAGAUGCGCUCUUGGUUUCCCAAGACAUUUUAAGAAGACUAGAAGAAUGUUCAGAAAUUGAAGGCCCACAGAAGGAGAUUAUAAUGGCAUGUCUUAAGGGUGAAGGAGGACAUUCAGCAUUCCAGAGCAUCCUAGAUAAAGUAAGAGAUGAGAUCCUAGAUGUGCAGACUGUCGUGUCCCUGUUGAGACUGUACCAGGGUUCUAAUCCUGCAGUAAAAACGGCGCUAUCUGACCCGAAACCAGAAGAUACAGCACCAGUGCAGCCAAAAGGGAGCACAGGGGAGGGAAAGACCUUGUCUGUUCUGUUACUGGAACACAAAGAGGACCUGAUACAGUGUGUAACACAGCUGAGACCUAUUACGGAGUUCCUGGAAACAGCCAAGGAGGAAUUCCUGCCUGGCACCGAGAAAAGGGUGAUGCUGAAUUGCUGUGAGGGUGGAACACCCAAGGAGACUAUGGAACGUUUGUUGCACAGAGUGACUGAAGAGAAGACCCUGAGCGCUGAGAGCUUGGUAAAGCUCCUCCAGGCUGUGAGGCGGGCGUUUCCGAACUUGGACCUUCUGCUGGGGAAUUUGCAGAAGUUAGCCGCUUUGCCCAGCGCCACAGUCCAACCAAGCCCUGAUGAUUAUGGGACUGAGCUAUUGAGACGCUAUCAUGAAAACCUCUCAGAGAUUUUCACAGACGACCAGGUGUUGCUAAAGGUGAUCUCACAUAUGAAGAGUUUAGCCCCUGCAGAAAGAGAGGUCAUGGAGAGCCUUGUGAAACGGGAAUCUGGCUCCGGUGGUUUCAGCUCCCUGAUGUCAGCAGUUCUAGAAAAGCAGACUCUCUCUGCAACAGCCAUUUGGCAGCUGCUGCUGGUGGCUCAGGAGACAAAGGCCUGCCCGUUGAACCUGCUCAUGGAGGAAAUAGGAAGGGAACCCGGUGCUGCUGCUUUCUUCCAGGCAGUGACUGCCCCAGAAAAUGCUGCCUUAGAAACAGUCCUGAGGCAUGACAAGUUGAUCAUAGAAGCCAUCCAACAGAGGAGUGAGCCUAAGUGCUUGUCCCCAGAGGAGGAGCACCUGGCUGAGACCGUGAAAGAGAUUCUGAGCAUUUCCUCUGAAGCAGCCAGCCCUGAAGCUUCCCUGAGAGCAGUGCUGGGCAGAGCCAGGGAAAAGUCAGUCUCGGCCAUUGAUAUCUGUCACCUCCUGUGCGGUGUCCACAAGUCUUUCCCAGGCCUGCGGCCUGUCAUGCAGGAGCUGGCACACAGGGGCUUCCUGACUAGGGAAGACAGGGAGAAGGAAGUCUGGCAAGUGAGCAGUAGAUUUCACCCUGGCGCCAGCAACAAGGAAAAUGAGGCGGUGGCCGAAGAAGACAGCCAGCCUGCAGGACCAAACAGCCAGGGGGAGACUGGUCCCGUGCCAGACCAACCAGGAAAAGAGACGUCUGCCUCUCCAGACUCUGCCAAGAAGAGCUUCAUCUGCAAGGCCUGUGACAAGAGCUUCCAUUUCUACUGCCGCCUGAAGGUGCACGUGAAGCGCUGCCGCGUGGCCAAGAGCAAACAGGUGCAGUGUAAGGACUGCAGCGAGACCAGGGACUCCAAGAAGGAACUGGAGCAGCAUCAGCUGGAGGCCCAUGGUGCAGGGGCAGAGGCCGACGUCCCCAAGAAGAAGAAGAAGAGGCUUCCAGUGACGUGCGACCUCUGUGGAAGAGAGUUCGCCCACGCCUCAGGCAUGCAGUACCACAAGCUGACCGAGCACUUUGACGAGAAGCCUUUCUCCUGCGAGGAGUGUGGCGCCAAGUUCGCAGCCAACUCCACCCUGAAGAACCACCUGCGCCUGCACACCGGGGACCGCCCUUUCAUGUGCAAGCACUGCCUCAUGACCUUCACGCAGGCCUCCGCGCUGGCCUACCACACCAAGAAGAAGCACUCGGAAGGAAAGAUGUACGCCUGCCAGUACUGCGAUGCUGUGUUCGCCCAGUCCAUCGAGCUGUCCCGCCAUGUGAGGACCCACACUGGAGACAAGCCAUACGUCUGCAGGGACUGUGGCAAGGGCUUCCGGCAAGCCAAUGGCCUCUCCAUCCACCUGCACACCUUUCACAACAUAGAAGAUCCUUAUGAUUGCAAGAAAUGCAGGAUGAGUUUCCCCACACUGCAGGACCACCGGAAGCACAUCCACGAGGUGCACUCCAAGGAGUACCACCCCUGUCCCACGUGUGGCAAGAUCUUCAGUGCCCCCUCCAUGUUGGAGCGCCACAUGGUGACCCAUGUUGGAGGGAAGCCCUUCAGCUGUGGGAUCUGCAACAAGGCCUACCAGCAACUGUCUGGUCUGUGGUACCAUAACCGGACCCACCACCCGGACGUGUUUGCUGCUCAGAACCACCGGUCGUCCAGGUUCUCAGCCCUCCAGUGCAGCUCCUGUGACAAGACCUUUUCCAACCCCGCCGAACACAAGAAGCACAUCAAAGCAGAGCACGCAGAUAUGAAGUUCCACGAAUGUGAACAGUGCAAGGAGCUCUUCCCCACACCAGCUCUGCUGCAGGUCCACGUCAAGUGCCAGCAUUCAGGGUCCCAGCCAUUCAGGUGCUUGUACUGUGCGGCCACCUUCCGCUUCCCAGGCGCUCUGCAGCACCACGUCACCACAGAGCACUUCAAGCAGUCGGAGAGCACCUUCCCCUGUGAGCUCUGUGGGGAGCUCUUCACCUCCCAGGCUCAGCUCGACGGCCACCUGGAGUCUGACCACCCAAAGAUGGUGGGCACUGAAACCCAGGCAGCUGCCCCACAGAUGGUACAGGUGAUCCACACUCCGGAGCCAGUGGCCCCAGCUGAGCAGGUGAUCACUUUGGAGGAGACACAGCUUGCUGGGUCGCAGGUGUUUGUGACUCUGCCUGAUUCUCAGGCAUCUCAGACCAGCUCUGAGCUCGUGGCGGUGACCGUGGAAGACUUGCUGGAUGGAACCGUGACCCUGAUCUGUGGUGAGGCCAAAUGAGGGGCUGCUCAUCCAGCGGAGGGAUCCUGCGUUGGCUCCAGAGAGGAAGCUCCGCAGCUUGCCCUUUGCCUUCCCUGCUGCCCUGCGUGGUGGGCAUCUUAGCCUGGCACCAACCCAGACAGUCUCCCUUGGAGAACAGACAGAAAGGUCACUGCUGUCACGCAGCCCGCGGUGUCUGAACGCCAACACUGUCCUCCACUGAAGAACCCACCUUCCCAUGGCUGCUGCUCGGGUCUCUGUGACCACUCAGCCCUGAGUGAAGUCUAGCUUCUGAGAUAGCGUCCGAAAGAGCAGUGGGUGGGAGCUGGUGACCAGGCCAGCAGGGAGAUGUGCCAUGCUUGCAGCCCUCGGUGGGCAGGGCCUGUAGCUGGGCCUAGGCUGGCAAGAAGGGCUGCAAGGUUUCCAGUGCCCUCAGCCUUUUGAAAAUGAGACCAGGGCACCUGCAGCCCUCCAGGGUCCCCAGCCAAGAGCACACUUGUCCUUCCUCACUCCUCCCACUCUCCCCUCUGCCUGGGUCCCCCAGAUCUGUUGACUGUGCCCAGCACCACUAGUGGUGGCAGUGGUACCACUGCAGGAAGCAGCAGGUCCUAGCUGGUCAGUAGAGGUCGCCUGCUCCAAAUCAAAGCCUGUGAGUGUUUCUUCUGGAAGUACUUCAUGCGAGGCCUUCCAGCUGAAGAGAGUCUCUGCACUUCUAGAAUGUUCUUCAUGGUGUUCUUACCUGAAAGGUGGUUCCCACAGCUCUUCCAGGUCCCUCACCCCCUUCCUCUGAUCAAGGCCAACUUCUACCCAACCCAGGGGGCCUUGCCUGCUGUCUCCCUCUGGAGCAUGCGAUGUCGCCACUGAGCCAGCACCCAGCAGGAGACGGACUGCUGCCAGCUGGUGUGCCCCGUGAGCGGCCUGCCGUCUGGCUGCCCAGGCUGCACCUCCAUGCCGUUCAGUGAUCUCUUCAAGCCUGGGUUUCACAAAGCUUUUUGUCUUUAGUUCCUAAAAUAUAAUCUGGUAAUUAAUGGUU
Sciurus carolinensis (gray squirrel) is the source of this 4957-nucleotide messenger RNA. RefSeq names its product zinc finger and BTB domain containing 40 (gene Zbtb40). Gene Ontology annotation, biological process: regulation of transcription by RNA polymerase II. The transcript is spliced from 18 exons. Gene Ontology annotation, cellular component: nucleus. Gene Ontology annotation, molecular function: RNA polymerase II cis-regulatory region sequence-specific DNA binding; protein binding; DNA-binding transcription factor activity, RNA polymerase II-specific. The record is from RefSeq and is a predicted model, not a curated record. Lineage: Eukaryota; Metazoa; Chordata; Mammalia; Rodentia; Sciuridae. The coding region runs from base 76 to 3945 and encodes 1289 amino acids.